AUGGCCCGUACCAAGCAAACCGCCCGCAAGUCCACUGGUGGCAAGGCCCCCCGCAAGCAGCUCGCUGCCAAGGCCGCCCGCAAGUCGGCCCCCUCGGCCGCCACCGGCGGUGUCAAGAAGCCCCACCGUUACCGCCCCGGUACCGUCGCGCUUCGUGAGAUUCGUCGCUACCAGAAGUCGACCGAGCUCCUCAUCCGCAAGCUCCCCUUCCAGCGUCUCGUCCGUGAGAUUGCCCAGGACUUCAAGACCGACCUCCGCUUCCAGUCGUCGGCCAUCGGUGCGCUCCAGGAGGCUGCCGAGGCGUACCUCGUCUCGCUCUUCGAGGACACCAACCUUGCCGCCAUCCACGCCAAGCGCGUCACCAUCCAGCCCAAGGACCUCCAGCUCGCCCGCCGCCUCCGCGGCGAGCGCUCGUAA
This is a messenger RNA of Apiotrichum porosum, 417 nucleotides long. RefSeq names its product histone H3.1 (gene HHT1). The coding region runs from base 1 to 417 and encodes 138 amino acids. Gene Ontology annotation, cellular component: nucleosome. The record is from RefSeq and is a predicted model, not a curated record. Gene Ontology annotation, molecular function: protein heterodimerization activity; DNA binding; structural constituent of chromatin. The transcript is spliced from 6 exons. Lineage: Eukaryota; Fungi; Basidiomycota; Tremellomycetes; Trichosporonales; Trichosporonaceae.